Molecule: messenger RNA, 2352 nt
Organism: Fusarium poae
Lineage: Eukaryota; Fungi; Ascomycota; Sordariomycetes; Hypocreales; Nectriaceae
Exons: 5
Coding region: 1-2352 (783 amino acids)
Source: RefSeq, a predicted model, not a curated record
AUGUUCAAUCUUCAAGCCCAAAAUAAUCGCUUGGCUCUCCUGACUGAUGAAGUCAUUGAGGAGAAGAAUGCGAGAUUUCGAGGGAUUGUCAAGGUUCCAAUUGACGAUCUCGUGUUUGCGCCGGACUUUUUGCCUUGUGAUUACAAUGUUAGUCCUGCAAAAGUUUCACGACUCAAGAGAAUUUUUAGGACAGAGGGUUGCAAUCGGAGCGAGCCUUCCAAUUUCAUGCUAGGCACUAUCAACGAGAAUGUUUUGUUGGAAGCUUUGCAAUUGUCGCAACUAACGCUGAAUGACCUUCAAGACUCGGAAAGACCCCGGAUGCUCUACCUUCCCAGAUUUCAAUACAUACGAUGUGCUAACGGGAGGAGCCGUGCCGCUGCUGUCCUAGACACACCGCGUCUUGGUACAUGGUGGACUGUCGAACUAUACGCUGACCUGAGCCCGAAGACAUUCGACAUCAUCGCAGAAAACUACGUCAAUGAAGGAGCCUUCUCUCAUGGGUAUAUAUGUGAACGAAUACUUCACCACCGUAUCAAAAGCCCAUCAGAGGAGAAACGGUGGUGGGCUCGACUCACUAAAAGUCUGAGUUGUAUCUUGAAAAGCUUGCUCAAACAUCCAACAAUCGCACCUCCACUCUUCGAACUCAUUCAAAAUAUCCCUGGUAUGCGAGACGGAUUCGAGAUUGGCACUUGGCACAAGAUUAUCGGAGGUAAAUGUGACGAGGGACGUUAUAUCUUCCAGAUGCGAAACGACUUUACUCAUUGUUUUCUAGGAGAGGCGUUGCUCUAUGUUGACAUAGACGAUGUGAGAGCAUUCCAGCUACGAGUUCCUGGUGUCUCACAGGUGGACUAUCGUUAUCUUGCCGGUCUCAUUGAAAGCGGCGUCGCAUUUAAGAGGCUAUCGAACACGGCAGAGAGAUCUCAACUACUCCGCCGAAUGAAGGACAUAAAGUACCUCUUACCUUCGAUCUAUACAUUGCAGAAAGACUUCAAAUAUCUUCGCCUAUGUACUGAUACGAUGAAACGGCUACUUUGUGGUAAAAAGAAGAUACCAUUUACCGUUCAGGUCCUGGCAUAUGAUGCUUUCUCGCAAAAAGCUCCUAUAGGACCCAACGAAGUAUUUUUCGAAAGAUUGAAGCGCUUGUAUAUAUGCAUCAUGCGUGAUUUAGUAGAGCUGACUGGCGAGUGGCCCCUAUUGGAAGACGGCGAAGAAUCACCCGAGGUGUGUUUCCGUCACCCUGAGAACUGGCACCGGUUGGCGCAAGAAGCGCGUCGUCUUGGUUUCGAGUCCGAUGAGAUCAGACGUCUAGCGGCGGAAAACCCAGACGACCAGGUGGCAUUGAAGGCUUUACAUGAUGCGAGGCCAUCUUCGUUGUACGAAUACAACCAGUUAGAAUUACAAGACAUUUUGAAUCGCAUAGUCAACGAGUUCAACAGAGCGAGACUACGAGUUAUGGAAGAAGAUCAAUCAACUUUCACAACCAUUGGGGCUGGGGAGCCGAUCGCACGCCGUUGUGGACGCCAAUACUCUGGGGCUUAUAAUCGCGACCGCUGGUCGUUUGAUCUGGUUGGGUUUUCUCAUCCUGUGUCUAAUAGUAGGGAUAUAACGUCUCUUUUCGUCCGCAAAUCCGUUUUUCACGCGUUUUGGAGACUCGACGAGGACCAGGAUGGAGAUGAACCUAUGCUUCAACCCACAGACUUAUCAUCCCCUUCCCGGAGAGAUGAUUCAUUCGAGCCCACAGAGGCACCUGCUGAUCCUGACACGUAUGACGAGCCCAUGAUGGAAAUGGAUAGCGAAGGCAGACAAACCAGGGUGAGGCAGUCUUCACGCCAGAGGGCCCAGAGAAGGUCGCUUGUAACGAAUAGGGGGCGAACAAAAGCAAAGUAUCCACUCAGGAAACAGAAGAUGCAUAGGAUGAAAAGCCGGAGAGCUGUUCAAAAGUUGCGAAGACAAUUGGCGACCCAGGGUUUGCCAAUCCAGCAGCAGUUGGCAAUCCAGCCACAAACAUCAACUGGACAACCGUUAGUGGUCCAAGACCGGGUGCAACUAGAGCGAAGAGGGACAGAUACACCUCGGCAACUAAGUGAAGGCAGUAUCAAUGUUUCUUCUUCCGCGAUGGAUCUGAUUGCUCCGUUCGGCCAGGAUGCGGAGAUGCAAAUUUUACGAUAUGACGGAGCUGGAUGGAGAGCAAGAUCUUGUCGCCGAGGGUCAAUUUCUCGCAUGAUCGACGAUGCCAAGAGUCAGCUUGGUGAAAUCGACUUUUACCAUCGGGAAGGCCGAGCUAUUGCAGAACACGAAAUAUCCCAAUAUCAGGUGAGGAGUUAUGACAUCAAGGCGAGAGCAGAACUAUAG